AUGCCCAUCACCCAGGACAAUGCCGUGCUGCACCUGUCCCUGCUCUGCCGGUGGCUGGAGAACAGCCUGCGGGAGGGCGGGGACGGGCCGGAGCAGCGGCUGUGCCAGGCCGCCAUCCAGAAGCUGCAGGAGUACAUCCAGCUCAACUUCGCCGUGGACGAGAGCGCGGUGCCCCGUGACCACAGUCCCCCGGGGAUGGAGAUCUGUACCGUGUACCUCACCAAGGAGCUGGGGGACACGGAGACUGUGGGCCUCAGUUUCGGGAACAUCCCUGUCUUCGGGGACUAUGGAGAAAAGCGCCGGGGGGGCAAGAAGAGGAAAACGCACCAGGGCCCCGUGCUGGACGUGGGCUGCAUCUGGGUGACGGAGCUGAGGAAGAACAGCCCGGCCGGCAAGAGCGGGAAGGUCCGGCUGCGGGACGAGAUCCUCUCCCUGAACGGGCAGCUGAUGGUCGGGGUUGAUGUCAGUGGGGCCAGUUACCUGGCUGAGCAGUGCUGGAAUGGCGGCUUCAUCUACCUGAUCAUGCUGCGGCGCUUCAAGCACAAAGUCCAGUCUCCUUACAAUGGCAACAGUAGCAACAGCUCAGAACCAGGAGAGACACCCACCUUGGAGCUGGGUGACCGAACUGUGAAGAAGGGGAAAAGGACAAGGAAGUUUGGAGUCAUUUCCAGGCCUUCUACCCACAAGGCCACCGAAGAAUCCAAGAGCAGUACCGGCCCCACCUCUGAGCUGGACAGUGGCCCAGACCCUGAACUUGGAAAUGGCCAUGCCUUUGAGCUAGAAAAUGGCCCCGAUUCUCUCAAGGAGGUGGCCGGAUCCCAUCUAGACAGGUCAGAAGUGGACACAGGGACAGAGCAUAGCGUUCCAAAGACAGACACCGCUCUGGCCCCAAGCAAUGACAAAUGCCACUUCUCAAAACCUGGGAAGACGGACUUCCAGUCAAGUGACUGCCUGGCACGGGAGGAAGUUGGCCGGAUAUGGAAGCUGGAGCUGCUUAAAGAAUCCGAUGGGCUGGGAAUUCAGGUUAGUGGAGGCCGAGGAUCAAAGCGCUCACCUCACGCUAUCGUUGUCACUCAAGUGAAGGAAGGAGGUGCCGCUCACAGGGAUGGCAGACUGUCCUUAGGAGAUGAGCUGCUGGUAAUCAAUGGUCACUUACUGGUCGGCCUGUCCCACGAGGAAGCUGUGGCCAUCCUUCGCUCAGCCACGGGAAUGGUUCAGCUGGUCGUGGCCAGCAAGGAAACCUCUGCAGAGGACCUCCUGCGGUUAACAUCUAAGAGUUUGCCUGAUCUGACCAGCUCGGUGGAGGACGUGUCCUCUUGGACUGACAACGAAGACCAGGAGCCGGACGGGGAAGAAGACGAGGGAACUGGCUCGUCUUCCAUUCAGGGGGUGAUCCCUGGGGCAGGCGAGCCCCAAGACUGCGGCUCCGAGGACUGCAAGGGAAACCUGGAAAGUCCCAAGCAGGGCAGCAGUAAAAUGAAGCUGAAAAGUCGCCUUUCAGGGGGUGUGCACCGACUAGAGUCUGUUGAAGAAUAUAACGAACUGAUGGUGCGGAAUGGGGACCCCCGGGCCAGGAUGCUGGAAGUGUCCCGCGAUGGCCGCAAGCACUCUCUGCCCCAGCUGCUGGGGUCUUCAGGGACAGCGCAGGAGUACCACAUCGUGAAGAAGUCCACCCGGUCCCUGAGCACCACGCAGGUGGAGUCCCCCUGGAGACUCAUCCGGCCCUCCGUCAUCUCCAUCAUUGGGCUGUACAAAGAAAAAGGCAAGGGCCUUGGCUUUAGCAUUGCUGGAGGUCGCGACUGCAUUCGAGGACAGAUGGGGAUUUUUGUCAAGACCAUUUUCCCAAAUGGAUCAGCUGCAGAGGAUGGAAGACUCAAAGAAGGGGAUGAAAUCCUAGAUGUAAAUGGAAUACCAAUAAAAGGCUUGACGUUUCAAGAAGCCAUUCAUACCUUUAAGCAAAUCCGGAGCGGGUUGUUCGUGCUAACAGUCCGCACCAAGUUACUGAGUCCAAGCCUCACGCCCUGCUCAACACCCACACACAUGAGCAGAUCCAGCUCCCCGAACUUCAACGUCAGUGGGGGAACCCCAGCGGCGGGCUCCGAUGAGAGCGGCUCUUCGUCCCUGGGGCGGAAGGCCCCUGGGCCCAAGGACAGAAUUGUCAUGGAAGUGACGCUCAACAAAGAGCCCAGAGUCGGACUGGGCAUCGGUGCCUGCUGCCUGGCUCUGGAGAACAGCCCUCCGGGCAUCUACAUCCACAGCCUUGCCCCAGGGUCCGUGGCCAAGAUGGAGAGCAACCUGAGCCGCGGAGAUCAAAUCCUGGAAGUGAACUCGGUCAACGUCCGCCACGCUGCGUUAAGCAAAGUCCACGCCAUCCUGAGCAAAUGCCCCCCAGGACCCGUCCGCCUUGUCAUCGGCCGGCACCCUAACCCAAAGGUUUCCGAGCAGGAAAUGGAUGAAGUGAUAGCACGCAGCACUUAUCAGGAGAGCAAAGAGGCCAACUCCUCUCCUGGCUUAGGUACCCCCUUGAAGAGUCCAUCUCUUGCAAAAAAGGCCUCCCUGGUCUCGGAGUCCGAGCUUGCCCAGUACUUCGCCCAGGACGUCCCGGGCCCCUUGUCAGACUUCCUGGUGGCCGGCUCUGAGGACGAAGACCACACGGGGAGCUGCCGCAGCACCUCCGAGGACGGCAGCCUGCCCCCCAGCACCCCCACUCACAAGGAACCAGGGAAAGCCAGGGCCAACAGCCUGGUGUCUCUAGGAAGCCAGCGAGGCUCCGGGCCCUUCCACAAGCAGGUGACAGUUGCCAGACAAGCCAGUCUCCCGGGGAGCCCGCAGGUCCUCCGAAACCCUCUCCUCCGCCAGAGGAAGGUGGGCUGCUACGACACUGACGCCAGUGACGAGGACGAGCUGGAGGGCGAAGGGGACUGCAUCUCCCUCCCGGGGACCCUCCCAGGGCCCGGCAGGCCUCUGACAGAGGACGACCCUAGGCUUGUCUUGACAAACUCUUCCAAGGUCAGGGGUGUCGACAACCACGAGGAACAGCCCCAGAAGACACUGGUCAGCAAGGCCUCCUCGGUGCCUCUCUUUGGCAGCUCGUUGAGCUUGGAGGAGAGGGUCCCAGGGAACUUGGGGAGCACUGCUUCCCAUGCAGCCAUCCUGCUGUCCUCUGCAGAGGCCCCCAAGGGUGGCUCUGGCUGCUCAGAGAGGAAGGAGCUGUCAGGAUCCAGGAGUUCCCCCAAACUGGAGUGCAGAGCCGAUACCCAGAGCCCAGCAAGCACGGACGGCCCCGGCGCCCCCCAGCAGAAGACCAAAAGCCUGGCGUCCAGGCACAAACCAGUGGCCAGGGUCAGCCCACACUGCAAGGGGCCGGCGGCCGAGGCCAGGCCCAGCGGGUUGGAGCCAGCACGCCUGACUGAUGGAGCUAAUGACCCUGGUGGUCUGGAAUCUAAACUCCAGGCCACUGCAGUCCAAGUGACCACGACUGGUUUGCGACCAGGGGGAACCAUGGAAAAGGACUCUCUAGGGAAGCUGACCAUCGGGCAUGGGCCCCACCCAGGUGCUGGUCGCCUCCCAGACAGCCUGCCCGAAGCGGAACCCGACCAGGGGCAACAGCCCAGGAUGGGACUGGACGGCUCCCCAGACCGCGUCCCCUCCCCAGAGCAGAAGGGGGCCGCUCACCCUGACCCCGGCCAGACCUCAGCAGACACAGGACAUGUGAGGCAGUCUGGGGACCCCAGAGAGGCCUUGUCACCCAGGGUCUCCAAGUCUGAGGACAGAUGCCACCUCAGCCUCGCCGGGGACCCCAGCACACCCCCAGGGAAGAUGGCAGCGGCUCACCCUGACUUCACCACCUGGAAGGCAGCUUCGCCCAGAGAAGCAGGAUCCGGGGCCGAUGGGGCAGCUCCGGCCAGCGCCGCCCUGUCACCAGACCUGCACGUGGGCCAGGAGGAGAGACAGGGCGUCCCGGGCGACCAGAGCAAAGUCCCCGCAACAGGAGUCCUCGCAGCCGCGCACCCCCAGGAGUCCUCCCUGCUCCAGGGGACAGGCUCCGGGCCCGCGAGGGCGCCGCAGGCCAGCCCCUCGGGGCCGACCCCUGACCAGGCCUCGGCGCACUGCAGCCUCGCGGAGGGGGGGGGCCCUGGGGCUGGCGGCGGUGGGGCCCUGCAGGAGCUGGUGGCGGCUGAGGGGACACCUCCGGGCAGAGGGCGCCAGGGCGGCGGGGACCAGCCCCCCAGCCCGCGGAGGGCGGGCGCACCCGCACCCCCAGCCCCGCAGUGGGCGGCCCAGCCCUCCGUCCUGGGUUCCAUCAACCCCGACAAGCAUUUCACUGUGAACAAACACUUUCUGAGCAACUACUCGAGAAACCUGAGCGGUUUUCAGGAGGACAGCGCGUCGCUGUCGGGCCUGGGCGACAGCACAGAGCCGUCCCUGUCGUCCAUGUACGGCGACGCCGAGGACUCGUCCUCUGACCCCGAGUCGCUCCCUGAAGCCCCGCGGGCUCGCUCUGGGGACAGCCGGUCCCCUGCCGGCUCCCGCGGGCCUUCCCGCAGGGAGGACAGCGCGGAGUCUGAGGAGGAGCAGGUUGAAAUCUGCUCCCCAGGCGGCUGCCCGGGUGCUGCUCAGGCGGCCCCCAGCCGGGCUCGGGGCAGAGCGCGGCCCAGCGCCCCGGGCGAGGCCGGGGGGCGUCCACGCCAGGGCGCCCCCUGCGGGCCGGGAGCCUCGAGCCCUCCCGCCCCGGACCCCCAGCCGCCUCCCCUCGCGGCCGUGAGCGCGCAGGGGCCGGAGCCUCGCGCGGACCGCAGACCCGCGAGCGGGGAGGCGCCAGGGGACGCCCCCAGCCCCAGCCCCAGCCCCAGCCCCAGCCCCAGCCCUGCCGUGGAGAGCCAGCCCUCUGAGGUCGCCCGGCCCUCCCACGGCCUCCCGGCCGCGCUCAGCUCUCCCAACAUGGUGAAUGGUCUGGGACACGAUCUGGACGGUGACACCCCAGAGAAGGAACAAGAAGCCAGUGUGAGCGCAGCUGAAAGCCAGUCCUGCGCCGGCGUGGGUGUCCCCAAGAAUGGAGAACGCGUCUCGGCACACCCGCACAGCUCUGACAGCCGAGACCUGGGGGACCCGCUGCAGAAGCCCAAAGCGGUCUCCAGGAGGCCCAUCAUGGCCUGGUUUAAGGAAAUCAACAGGAGUAACCAGGGCGUGCACCCCCAGAGCAGACCCGAGAAGGCGCAGUCUGUGAGGCCAGCCAGGGGGCCUGAAUCCGGUGGUCAGGUGCCAAGCACCGGCCACAGAAAGGGGGCUGCGGUGCCGAGCAGCCCCCCUCCACUGGAACUGAAUCUUGAAAAUAAAGACCCACCUAAAAAAAGCCCAGUGGAAACCCUUUUAAACAACUGUCCGAAAUCCAGAUCCGGUCCGAAGCUGAAGAAACUGAGCAGCAAAAGCAAAAGCAAAGGCAGUUCCGAGGCCCCUGGGGCUCACACGGCCAAGGCCAGCGGGGCAGACCCCAGGAAGCCCCUGGUGUCACCGCAGACGUCCCACAGGGUGCUCUCCAAGGCAGCACACCAGUCCCAGGUAGCUGGCCACGAGGAACCCAACAAACAUGCCACAGCCACCGUCAAGCCGCCCCCUGCGGCCUCGGGGUCCCUGAGGCUGUCGGCGUCCGACACGAGCAUCAGACCUCUCAUUUCGCCCCUGACCUCCCCCAAGGCCCUUCCCGAGCAGGGUGCAGGCAGUAGGCUCCACACGUCUGUCCAUCCGGAGCUCGAGCGAGGCUGCCCGGCCGCCCCCGGAGCUCACAGGUGCGGGCCAGAGAGCCCGGCGGCCCCGGGAGCCAGUCCCACGACGCCGAGGGGCAGUGUGUCCACAGCAGCGCCCCGGCGGGAGCCCCCCCUGCCUGGGCAGGGCCAGCAGCUCGCAGGACCAGCAGCGGCCCAGCCUGGGGUGACUGGUGACAAAGGAAGCAAAACAAUUGCUGGUGAUCCCCCAGAAAGAACAAACCCGCUGAGAAUAGUAGAGAUUUCUUCUGAAAGAACGCCAAAGAAUGCAGGUGGUGACAUGCCAGCCAGAAGUGACAGGCAGGGAGGGCUCCUGGCCCAGAGCAGCUGUCAGAAGAGUGGAAUCAGACUCUGUCACCAGGCAGCAGACUCGUCCCCGAGCCACCCAGCCGCGCUCGCCAGCUGUGCCUCCCAGGUGGAGCAGGACGUGCAGCCCCCUUUCAGCGUGGCCAGACUGGUCUCCCCGCCACAGCUGCCUGCCAAACAGGCAGGCCCCUCCCCGGGCAAGUCGGGCCAGGUGUCAGACUCCCCGGGGACGCCCAAGAACGGCACCCCGGUGGCCCCAGCGCUGGACGACCACCCCUAUUUCAUGCCAAGGCCGGCAACCAGGACCUACUCCAUGCCAGCCCAGUUCUCCAGCCAUUUUGGACGGGAAGGGCCCUCCCCUCGGGACAGCCAGGUCCCCGGGACAAGCUGGGUGUGCAGAGGCAGUGCUCUGGGCCUGGCUGCCGGACAGGCCGUCUGCAGUGUGAAGCCCCUGCUGGAGACGGCCAGGAACCUUCCCACCACCGACGAGGGGGGUGUCCUUUCCGUGCAGGACACGAGCGGCCUCGUCACAGACAAAAUCAGAGUCACCAGAAGGCACUACUACUAUGAACAGAACUGGCCCCAUGAAUCUACCUCAUUUUUCUCUGUGAAGCAGAGGAUCAAGUCCUUCGAGAACCUGGCCAAUUCUGACCGGCCCGUGGCCAAGUCCGGGGCUUCCCCUUUUCUGUCUGCAAGCUCCAAGCCUCCCAUUGGGAGACGGUCAUCUGGCAGCGUGGUUUCAGGGAGCCUCAGCCACCCCAGUGACCCGACAGCGAGGUCACUGAGACGCAGCCUGAGUUCCUGCAGCGAAAGCCAAAGUGAAGCCAGCACUCUCAUCCCCCAGAUGACCAAGUCCCCAUCCAGCGUGACGCUGACAAUCUCCCGGCAGACUCUGCGGGAGGCCAGUAACAAGGGCACUGAUCCGGACCCAAAGAAAUCACUCGGUCCUUCCGGAAUUCCCACCCCAACAGUGACCCCGGCCUCGCCCACCAAGAGGAACAAGUCCUCGGUGCGCCACACCCAGCCCUCACCUUUAUCCCGCUCUAAGCUCCAGGAGCUGAGGGCCUUGAGUAUGCCCGACCUCGACAAGCUGUGCAGCGAGGAUUUCUCUGCAGAGCCCACGGCCAUGCUCUUCAAAACAGAGCUGGAGAUCGUCCCCCGGCGGUCGCUCGGCUCCCCUGCCGGGGCCCUCAAUGGGUCCACUGCCCUUCUGUACCCUGUGACGGCGGGGGACAGGGCCUGUCCAGCAGGAAGCAGGCCCAAGGCCAGUGAGCCUGGGGCACCCAGUUCAGCCAAUGAUGGGAGUGAAACCACCCAGGAUCUGCCUUCCAGAAAAAGCUGGUCCGUUAAUUUGGAUCAACUUCUUGUCUCAGCGGGGGACCAGCAGAGAUUACAGUCUGUUUUGUCAUCGGUGAGGUCGGACUCGACCGUCCUAACUCUCAUGCGGGAAGCAAAAGCACAAUCAGAGAAUAAAGAAGUCUGCUUCAUAGUCUUGACUAAAAAAGAAGGCUUGGGUCUGGGAUUCAGCGUGGCAGGAGGGACAGACGUGGAGCCCAAACCGAUCGUGGUCCACAGGGUAUUUUCUCAGGGGGCUGCUUCUCAAGAAGGGACUAUGAACCGAGGGGAUUUCCUUCUGUCAGUCAAUGGCGCCUCACUGGCUGGCUUAGCCCAUGGGGAUGUCCUGAAGGUUCUGCACCAGGCACAGCUGCACAAAGAUGUCCUCGUGGUCAUCAAGAAAGGAAAUGACCAGUCCAGGCCCUCCACCAGGCGGGAGCCACCCACAACCAACGGGAAGGGCUCGCUGUCCAAGAAGACCAUACCCCUGGAGCCUGGAAUGGGGAGAAGCAUAGCUGCGCAUGAUGCUCUGUGCGUUGAAGUACUGAAGACCUCGGCCGGGCUGGGGUUAAGCCUGGAUGGAGGAAAAUCAUCCAUGUCUGGGGAUGGGCCCCUGUUCAUUAAAAGAGUGUACAAAGGUGGUGCAGCUGAACAGGCCGGAACAAUAGAAGCUGGAGAUGAAAUCCUUGCCAUUAACGGGAAACCCCUGGUCGGGCUUAUGCACUUCGAUGCCUGGAAUAUUAUGAAGUCUGUCCCGGAGGGACCUGUGCAGUUAGUAAUUAGAAAGCACAGGAAUUCUUCAUGAAACAAGCAGGAGUGGUGACACAUUUUUUAACAAGAAUCUCCUUUUCUCCGUUCCCU
This is a messenger RNA of Molossus molossus (Pallas's mastiff bat), 8264 nucleotides long. It is a transcript of the gene PDZD2, whose product is annotated as PDZ domain containing 2. Bases 1 to 8208 code for a protein of 2735 amino acids. The transcript has 24 exons. NCBI's taxonomy places the organism in Eukaryota, Metazoa, Chordata, Mammalia, Chiroptera, Molossidae. The record is from RefSeq and is a predicted model, not a curated record. Gene Ontology annotation, molecular function: protein binding.